Molecule: messenger RNA, 1770 nt
Organism: Lodderomyces beijingensis
Lineage: Eukaryota; Fungi; Ascomycota; Pichiomycetes; Serinales; Debaryomycetaceae
Source: the annotation of a GenBank genome assembly
AUGAGGUUAGCACUAGUUCUUGCGUUGUCAGCAGCCACAUCAGCGCUCUCAGUUGGCUUCGGCGUUGCCGAAGCCGACAGGUUGCAUCAGCUGGUCAAGAAGAGAGGCGACACCGGCCAUCAUGUCGUCAAUCUCGUGACUAGAGAAACCGACGCUGCAGCUGAAGAGGACCACGACCAUGAAGAAGGGGAAGAGGACCACGACCAUGAAGAAGGAGAAGUGGAAGAGGGUGUCACGUUUUCAGUGACAAACUGUCAUUUCCACGACGCAGUCCAAUAUUGCAUCGAUGCUCAAGGCAAUGAGGGCUAUAUCGACCCCGACCCCGUGCCCGAGAACGCACCUUCUACUUACACGGGGUGUCAUUUGCAUGGAAACGCAACUUAUUGCAUGAAUGGACAACAGGAAGUCCAAUUCGUCUUGGGUUCAAAAGAUGCUGAAGCAGGAGAAGGAGAAGGAGAAGAAGAACACGACCAUGAAGAAGAAGAGCACGACCACGACGAGGCGACGUUUUCGGUCACCGAGUGCCACUUCGACGACGAUGUGCAAUACUGUCACGAUCCAGAGGGAAACGAAGGCUACAUCUUACCAGCACCCGCCCAGCUGAACGCGCCAUCAAACUACACCGGCUGUCAUCAACACGAUGGAGAAGAUGUUUAUUGCUUGUACGGAACCCAAGAAGUUCAAUUUAUCCUCGGCGUCAUGUCCGCUAGCACAACCUCCUCGGGGCAAAAUUGCCAUUUCCAUGCCGGGGUGGAACAUUGCGAAGAUGACAGUUCGUUGACCAAUCUCGAUGCCCAAGCGUGCGAGCCAAUUGAUCGCGACUAUAACAUCCCAUUACGGAUCGGGUUGCUUUUCGUCAUUUUGGUGACUUCGUCCAUCGGAUCCUUUGGCCCCACGGUGCUCAAGCAACUAUUCCGGUUGUCACAGCACAACAUUAUCGUUACUAUAAUCAAGCAAUUCGGCACGGGGGUGGUAAUAUCAACGGCAUUUGUCCACUUGAUGACUCACGCAGCGUUGAUCUGGGGCAACUCAUGCUUGCAUCUCACUUAUGAAGCCACUGGACCCGCCAUAACCAUGGCGGGACUAUUCAUUGCAUUUUUGAUCGAGUACAUCGCUUACCGACUCUUGCUGAAGUCGCUCACUUGCAGAAACCAAAUCGCCAACCCCACCGGCAAAGGCAGCGAGUGCGAGGAAGUUGAAGCGUGCCCUUCGCAUGACAAGGUCGACAGCGAGACCCAAGUCGGGGUAACUUCAUCCCACUCGGACCCAGAUUCCAACAACCGCCACCCCAUCAACGACAAAAUCUCGGUGCUCAUUCUCGAAGCAGGCAUAAUCUUCCACUCAAUCUUGAUCGGUAUAACAUUGGUGGUGGCAGCAGACUCCUAUUUCAUCACCUUGUUCAUCGUUAUUGUCUUUCACCAGUUUUUCGAAGGGUUGGCCCUCGGCUCGCGCAUCGCAGAUCUCGACUCGAGCUUACUAGUGAAAUGUUCGAUGGCGUUGGCUUUUGCAUUGAUUACUCCGCUCGGCAUGGGUAUUGGAAUCGGAGUAUUGAACCAAUUCAACGGUAACGACCCAAGUACCAUCAUCGCGUUGGGCACCUUGGACUCCUUCUCCGCGGGGGUCUUGCUCUGGACCGGGUUGAUUGAAAUGUGGGCCCACGAUUGGCUCUGGGGCCAUUUGAGGCACGCGGGAUGGUUGCACACUGGCUUAGCCAUGGCCAGUUUGGUUGCCGGCUUAUUGUUGAUGAGCUUGUUGGGUAACUGGGCUUAA